GGAGCAACACAGUGUUACUGCUGAGCAAGAAGCAACAUUUAAUGUCCAUGAGAUCCUCAACCAAACCCCUGAUGGUAGAGCGUUGAUUGCCAGUCUUGAAAGCCAUCACAUCUCAAUUAAUGAGAGGAGAUCCAUGGUCCGAAUACUCGUGUCCCAUCUCAUCGAGCGCUUUGGAGAAAAUCCAACUUCCGGUACAAAGGCAGCGCUGGCAUCAUCAAUUGUGGAUCAGUUUCCAUGUUUAAGAGACCCCCUUGGCACAGGCUAUGAUGCAUGGUUCACUCCAGGCAGAAAGCACAGACCUGCGACAGGGUUUCUUGAAGAGCGCCUUCGUAAUAUUAGAAAAAGACUGCGCAGCACACAAAUGAGAAGAACUCCACAAGCACCCCAAGAACACCCCAGUAUGACAUUUCCAGAACCAAAUAUAACUGGAGACAGAGCCAUACAAUUAACAGAGUGGCUCAAGAACAAUAUCUGGCCUCCGGCCCAAGUUGCCCAAUACAUGCUGGAGACAGCAGUCCACAGGGCUCAGUGGAUCCGUGCCAACGGCAACACACCGAUGCAUGCAGUCAUUGCAGAGUUUCCACGUUUGGUGGACACUCCAGGCAUGAUUUCACAGGAUUUUGGUGUGCUGUACCCAGAGUCCUCUGGAAGACUCACAGAAAAUUGGAGCACAGUUUUCUCUUCCAAAUUAAUUCAAUUAGCUAAAAAAGAGAAGGUCGCUGAACUCCCUGCCAAUAUAGAUUUGCUUCCAGCAGACACACAAGGGGAUGUAGCUCUCCUGCUGCUUCCAAUGUUGUUCCCAUGUGCCCCAUAUAAAGUUGGGAGAAAAGUCUUCCGCCCCAGCAGCCUGGAAAAGCGCAAGGCCUUUAUUGAUGUCCAACCUACCGGAACCAACAUGGUUCAGUACUUGAGUUCGGCACAGGUGGACUACCCUUUUGUGUUGAUGCUGGGUGAGGACAAUGUGUGCUCGCAAGCAUUUGUGAUCAUUUCUGGGGCAGCCCUUGAGCAGCCAUCUCUUUUGGGUGCAGCUGAUGUGUGUUUUAAAUCCUUUUAUGUUCUUGAUUGCUGCUACCCCAAACAAUGUGCCCAAGUGUGGGAAUUUAUUCAAACAGUUAUCUUUGACAUCCCUGGAAAAGAAUCGAAUACUGUGAAAUUCAUGAGGGCCCAGUUGUCAGGGAUGUAAGGGCAUUUUGCCUUUGCUGCUUCAAGCCGUGCUGUUAGUGCCAUGCAUUGCUGUGUUUUUUGACAUGUACAUAUGCAGCUGACCUGUGUUUUAAAUCAUUUUAUGUCCUUGAUUGCUGCUUCCCCAAACAAUUU
This is a messenger RNA of Melanotaenia boesemani (Boeseman's rainbowfish), 1317 nucleotides long. RefSeq lists its product as uncharacterized. Lineage: Eukaryota; Metazoa; Chordata; Actinopteri; Atheriniformes; Melanotaeniidae. The record is from RefSeq and is a predicted model, not a curated record. The transcript is spliced from 8 exons. The coding region runs from base 134 to 1183 and encodes 349 amino acids.